CAAUUCUCCUCUUACUUUUGAAAGGAAUAUAAUCUACCCAAUAAUUCAAAUUAUAAUUGCCAUAAAGAAUCAAUUUCGUCUAUUGAAAAUGUAAAUCUUAUCUUCGCUGCGUCACCACUACCUAAUUGGACAAAAUAAUUCACUGAUAUUUUACCCAUCGGGGCUAUAAAUAGAGACCCUUUAGAUCCUAUAGUUUAUCAUCAAAGCAACAACACCCAUAAAAGAGUGAUUAAAUUUAAUAGAAAAGAAAGAGAUCAAAGAUGGCAGGAAUCAUCAACAAGAUCGGAGAUGCUCUCCACAUCGGAGGAGGCAACAAGGAAGAUGAGCACAAGAAGGAGGAACACAAGAAACACGCCGACGAGCACAAGAGUGGUGAGCACAAGGAGGGUAUCGUUGAUAAGAUCAAAGACAAGAUCCACGGCGGAGAAGGCCACAGCAGCGGAGACCACAAACAUGACGGUGAGAAGAAAAAGAAGAAGGACAAGAAGGAGAAGAAACAUCAUGAUGAUGGUCACCACAGCAGCAGCAGUGACAGCGACAGCGAUUAAGGUAAGGAGGACGUGAGGAGGACUAUUAAUGCUGCUGUUGUCUGUUCCUAUCAUCUCACUCUUGACAGAGAGGGGUAAAUGAAAAGAGAAGAGUGCAUCUGUCUUCCUUUGUUAUCUAAUUUUCUUUUAAUUGUCAUUUUCUUCUCUUAUGUUUUAUGUUCUCUUGUCAGAAAAAAUAAACCUCAUGUAUCGUAAUCUAUAUUAAUAAAAUCGAGUUUCCUAACUUUA
This is a messenger RNA of Brassica napus (rape), 776 nucleotides long. RefSeq names its product dehydrin HIRD11. The transcript has 2 exons. Gene Ontology annotation, molecular function: metal ion binding. NCBI's taxonomy places the organism in Eukaryota, Viridiplantae, Streptophyta, Magnoliopsida, Brassicales, Brassicaceae. The record is from RefSeq and is a predicted model, not a curated record. Bases 261 to 548 code for a protein of 95 amino acids.